Molecule: messenger RNA, 3447 nt
Organism: Bursaphelenchus xylophilus (pine wood nematode)
Lineage: Eukaryota; Metazoa; Nematoda; Chromadorea; Rhabditida; Aphelenchoididae
Source: the annotation of a GenBank genome assembly
AUGAUCGUCCCCUUCAAUUUCGUCGUCGUCGUUGCGGCCUGCGUUGCGCUCGCCCAGGCCACGUUCUUCCUCAACUCUUGCGGCGGAUGUCAAGGUAGGAGAGUAGCGUGUAUCAGUCUGUCGGGGAAAUAAUGAGCAACAUUUUACCGCCAUCCGAAGGUUCGAUCUCGAACAUUCCUACUGGUAAAAGGUGAUGUUAUAUCAGUCCGUCGGGAAAAUAAUGGGCACUCUGUCGCGGCGAAAAUCGCAUCGCUGAAGUGAAAAGAAUAGUGCGGCAAAAUCGACUUGCUUUUCACUUCAGCGAUGUGAUUUUCAGCGACAGAGUGCUCAUUAUUUUCCCGACAGACUGAUAUAGCAUCAUUUACCUGUAUGAUUUUUCGAGAUCGAACCUUCGGAUGGCCGUAAAAUGUUGUCCACAUGCUCUGUCUAGGCCACACUUUGAAUACCAAAAACUUAUUGCACCGUGCGAAAUCGGUUUUUUUGGGACCGCGACAAAUGUCCAUGCACCUUGUGAAAGUGCUAUCACUCUGUCGGGAGCACUCUGUCGCAGCGAAGAUCGCAUCGCCACCGAGAAAAUUAAUUUUGUCGCGGCAAAAUCGAAUUGCUUUUCAAUUCAGCGACACGAUCGCCGCGAUAUUGUGCUCAUUAUUUUCUGACAGACUGAUAUAUCACAUAACUCCCAGAAAAUCGCAAAUUGUCAGUCAAUUCCAACCCCAAUUUCUCAGCGAUUAUUGUAACGAGCGAGUAAAAAAUCGCCUAAUUUUCCAGUGGAACCAAAAACCUGGGGCACCCAAAAUGAAAAAAAUAGCCAUAACGUCCGAGUACUGAAGCCAAAUGGGAUGAAACUUUGCAUAGCUUAUUCUUAAAGGCUGAUUAACACUUGUGUAAAAUUUCAUGACAUUUGGAAAAAAUACCCCCGAGAUGUAAGCGAAAAAUGAGGUGGAACCAAAAACUUGGGACGCACUGUAUAUGUUCCUAGUUUUAUCAAGAUCCGUGAGGUCGUAAAUUAACAAAUCCUGUUUCUAUUUAUUUAUCUUCUACCUACUUCAUGGUCGUCUUCUAAAAGCAUGUUCCAGGUCCUCCACCGCAACGUCAAUGUCCUCAACCCGCUCCCUGUGGCCGCCCUCCCUCUCUACCUCAGCAGGCAUGCCCUCCAUGCGAUUGCAGUGCGAUUGCCGCCAGUUUCGGGCCGAUCAACCAGAUCCCGACCCUAGUCAGCAAUAACUAUCGUGGAACAAACCCUGGCUAUGUGAGAGGGAUUCCCGCUCCGCUACCACCUCCGCCUCUCACCAACACCUACUUGGUGGCGCAGCCCAGCAACAGUGUGAUUGAGAGCUACACUCUGCCGCCAAGGCAUUUGACAACCACCAGUCAUCACCAUGGACAUCAUCACAAUCGAGCGACUAGCACUUGUAAGUUGAAAUUAAGCUUAUGGCGGUAGUACAGGGUCUUACAAAAAACGUGAAGGAAAGUCGGAGGCUAUAAGUUCCGGCGGAGACGGCGCAGCGACUUCGCUUUUGGAAUACGUAUUUUGAAGCGGCAUUAAUUUUUGUCCAUGAAAUCCCAAAGUUUUAAAGUGAAAACUGAGGUCGCUACAACCUUCUGAAGAAGAGGCAUUCCUACCCCGUAAACCACCGUUUUUCAGUUGAAAAUGAUCGAGAAAUUUAGGACCUUUUCGGUUGAAAAUCACCGAGAAAUGUUGGAUUUUAUAUCAGCCUGUCGGGAAAAUAAUGAGCUCUCUAUCGCUGCGAAAAUCGUGUCGCUGAAGAGAAAAUUGAAUUGAUCUUGGCGCGACACAAUUAAUUUUCACUUCAGCGAUGCGAUUUUCGAUGCGACAGAGAGCUCAUUAUUUUCCCGACAGACUGACAUGCCAUAGUCAACACUUUGAAAAGUGAUUUUGAUAUAUUUGACAUUUCCAGCCAAGUCGGUGGACGAUGUUUAUGAUGAAGUCAUCCCGAGCGACAACAGCUUGUCUGACAUCUCAUUCGACUCGAAACGACUCGCGCCUCAUGACGUUUUCGUACGGCGAAACCGAUUCCUCCGGCAACUACGUGUAGGUUUUAGCUAUAUUUACAGUUUACUUCCAACAUUUGGGCAGAAAUUAUAUUAUACUAGACAUUAACCUAGAUUUCUCUCAAAAAAUCGCCAAUAAAAUUUUUUUUUCAGAACCGUGCCCUCCGGCAAUUCUCAGCCAACUCCAAGGCCGACUCUAUACCUCAAUUGGACGAACGGAGUUUCGUCCCGUCCGUCUGUAACAACGAGAAACUCGCAAAGGUCAUGGUCAAGGUAACUCUGUGGAUUUUUGAGUGGAACUUCGUCAAUUAGGGAAAAGACGAUUGGUGAAACUGAAAAGUGUUAUUUUUCUUUGAUGUAAAUGUCGAAACCAGGAUAAUGAAUGAUGGUGACUUCGUAAAUGACGUUCAUUUUUUUUUGAUGUUACUAUUUUUCUUACGUAGUGCUGUAAAGUAGUAAUUUUUUGAGUUUUCCUCGCAAAUACUCGAUUUAGGAGUUUUCGAUAGUGCUGAUUCCGAAAAUUUAUUCAUUUUUUCUGAUUGAAAUCAAGGCUUCAUGGAAAUUGGACAGUGAGAUUGGACGGAGCGUGGAUAUCGGACAGAUUUUUUCACUGCAAAAAAAUAGUGGCAUUUCGUAUGAUUGCAGUCAAAAAAUCUGUCCAAUUUCCAAGCUCUGUCCAAUUUCCACGUUCUGUCCACUUUCACUCUGUGCAAUUUCCAUGGAACCCUAAUUUCAAAUUAACAAAAAUGAAUGAAAUUUUCGGAAUCAGCACUAUCGAAAACCCCUAAAUUGAGUAUUUGCGAAGAAAAUUCAAAAAAUCACUAAUUUACAGUACUACUUCAGAAAAAUAGUAACGAUCAAAAAAAAUGAAUGUCAUUUCCGAAGUCAGCAUCAUUGAUUAUCCUAACUUCGACACUUGCAUCGAAGAAAAAUAAUACUUUUCAGUUUCCCCAAUUUUCUUUUUCCCCAAUCGUCGCUCCACGUCAAUACAGCGCAUUUCCUGAACCGUUUCGAAACUUCGUAUCGUUUUCAUUGAAUUAAAAGAGAGACGAAAUGUCGCGAAAUUAUCGACACUUUUUCUCGCCCGAAUUGCUUUUUCUCGAAAAGGAAGAAGAAAGAUAAGAAAAUGCUUUUUAUCGGAGAGUGACAUUUCGUUUUGAACGAAUCACCAAAAAGGGGCGGGAAAUUCUUUGUUCUAUUUGCGCGCUCUCCGAUUUUGAGUGCGUUUUUCACCCCGCAAAAUUAUAUUAAUUUUAGGCAAUGGUGAACGACAUCACUGCCUCCAAACGUCUGGUCCGCAAGGCCACGGAAAUGGCGUUCAACGGCCAGAAAUUCGAUGUUUUGUGCGCCAACGGCGACUUCAGCUAUUCGGUUUACGCCAAACAGUACUGCGAAGCGACCCGAGGGAACAUCACUUGCUUCGCGUUUAUUUAA